AUGUCUGCCGUCACCGUGUCAAAGAAAAAAGCAGAGUCCUUUUUAUGGACUGACGCCGAAAUUGAACUGCUGCUUGCAUCAGUUAAAGUAUUUGCUUCUAACUGUCUUUUCAACGGCAUGGACUGGGAAGGUGUGAAGUCGAAAUACGAAAAGAUUAGAGAAAUUUUUGUUGAACGCUACCCAAAAACUAAUGAUGGCAAAAUCGAAGAGAAACCAAAUUCAGACUAUCCCAAGUCUAAAUCCCUUGAGAAUAUAACGAAAUAUAACGAAUUGCGGCAAAGCUGA
Molecule: messenger RNA, 285 nt
Organism: Paramuricea clavata
Lineage: Eukaryota; Metazoa; Cnidaria; Anthozoa; Malacalcyonacea; Plexauridae
Source: the annotation of a GenBank genome assembly